This is a messenger RNA of Penicillium salamii, 948 nucleotides long. NCBI's taxonomy places the organism in Eukaryota, Fungi, Ascomycota, Eurotiomycetes, Eurotiales, Aspergillaceae. The record is from the annotation of a GenBank genome assembly.
AUGUCUCCAGUAACCGUAUCCAAAGGCCGGAGCCCAUCCGGCCCCGACGACACCUUCACCCAAAUGGCCGACACAGACCUCGAAGACAUAGGCCGUCACUGCCAAUACGAAUACUGCAGGCAACUGGACUUCCUCCCCUUCCGCUGCGAAUCCUGUCGCAGCACAUACUGCCUAGACCACCGCACCGAGACAGCACACCAUUGCCCCCGCGAAGGCGAAUGGGCCAGGCGACGCCAAGUCCAAAACGAAAACCAACCUCCCCCCGAAAAGCCCUCCAUCUACAACACAGAGCAGUGCUUCCACCUCCAAUGCAAAACCCUCAUCAACACCCUCAAAGACCCCGCCGUGCGCUGUCCUCAAUGUAAUCACCAAUACUGUCUGAAGCACCGUCUGCGCGAAGAACACGACUGUGCCAAGGUUGUGCCGCUGGGUGCGCGAGCGGGUAAUGCGGCGCCGGCCGAGACGAUCAAAUCCAUGUUUGCACGUGUGCGUACGUGGGGCCGUGAUAAGCAGCAGGCUGCUGCGAAGGGGACGCUUUUACCUGCUUUGCCGAAGAUGAAGCCUAAGCCGAAUAGUCCUGCUGCUCGGGCGGUGGCGGUGAAUGGGCUUAAGCGCUCUGCGAAAGGUGAUGCGGCGGUUCCUGCUGAUAAGAGGAUAUAUUUGCAUACUGUUGGCACGGCAGAGACACAGGCUGCUGAGCCACCCUCCGGAGACUUCUUUUUCGAUUCGCGGUGGAAGGUUGGUCGCGUACUUGACGAUGCGGCGAAGAAAUUGCGAGUCGAGAAUUUGAAUAAUAGAGUUGGUGGGGAGGAUACAAAGCUAAGGGUCUUCCAUGUUGAGUCGGGGGAUUUCUUGGAGUUCUCGGAGUCUAUUGGUGCUGGUAAGGUCAAGCAGGGUGACACGAUUGUGUUGCUGCGUGGCGCUGGGGCUGUUCUUGAAAGCGCAUGA